ACGCGAUUUGACAAGCUGCCCCUGAACGCAGCACGGGGACGCGCACAGCUGAGAGGAAAACAACGUGAGGAGCGGAUGAGGACAGAAAGCAACAAUGUGACCGGAGGAGAAGAAGGAACCAGAGUGAAAGUUCAACCGUUGCAGGCCGAGUCAGCUCGAAGAUGGGCGACCCGGAUCUGACAGGGCAGCUCUUCCAGGCAGUUCAGCAGAGGAACGGUUCAGCCGCAGCGGUCACUCUUCCCUCCAGCACAGAGGACCCUUCAACCACCAUCAGUGGGAUCAUCCCCGGUGCGAUCGCAGCCGCGGUGUUCAUCACUUUCUUACUGGCUCUCUACGCUGUCCUGUGGAAGUGCAUGGUGUCGCCACCACAACGAAAGCACAGCAAGGUGAGGGUGAGACUGCAGCCGAGGAGUUCUGUGUGAACACCGGCUCUCGGGCUCGUCUGUUCAGCAGCUUGUUUUGGAUCGUAAUGGUGCGGACUCAAAGCAGACUUUGCCCCCCCCCCCC
Messenger RNA from Pleuronectes platessa (European plaice), 507 nucleotides. RefSeq lists its product as uncharacterized. NCBI's taxonomy places the organism in Eukaryota, Metazoa, Chordata, Actinopteri, Pleuronectiformes, Pleuronectidae. The record is from RefSeq and is a predicted model, not a curated record. The transcript is spliced from 5 exons. Bases 162 to 422 code for a protein of 86 amino acids.